Messenger RNA from Moneuplotes crassus, 5719 nucleotides. The record is from the annotation of a GenBank genome assembly. NCBI's taxonomy places the organism in Eukaryota, Ciliophora, Spirotrichea, Euplotida, Euplotidae.
CUUUAACAUUUUAAAAUAUGAAGGCAGGUAAUCGCCAAGCUCUGUCCGAAAAUAAACUACUAAAAUCAAAGAAGAAACUCCAAGCUGACAAAAAUGCCCGAAAGGAUGACAUGAACAGCUCUAUUUGAAAAUAAAGCAGCAACAGGGAAGUAUGAUCAGAAAGGUUUAAAGAAUACUAAGCCAAAGACGAGCAAAUAUUCAAAAUCUCGCAAGCCUUCUGAAUCUACAAAUUCAUGCAUGAAUAAUUCCUCAGUCCUAAAAAGUACGAAUAAGAAGCUAAAGUGACCAAUCAAGAAGCCGAAUACGAAGUCUAUGUGCCAGCAGUUUAAUGAAGCAAGCCAGAAGAUGAAAGACCAUCAGAAAAGCAACCAGAGAUCAUCCAAGAUUUACAAAUCAAACCUUAAUGUCUCAAAAAGGAAGUCAUUCAUGAAGGAACCAAUCAACCGUCUUGACAGCAGCGCUAAAUCUACACUUAAUAAAUCAUUUAACAGAACUAAGAGACUUGACAAAUACAGCUUUGAUUCUGACAUAAUGAAUAGCAGCCAAAGUAUUAAGUUUGGAAUCAAUGGAGGAUCUUUAGAAGACAGCAUGGAAGCCACUACUUCAAAGAAGACUUGCUUUGGGUAUAAGAAAAGCAGAACUGAAAAAGCUCCAAAUGAUAGUCUUAAUAAAAGGAAAGAAGAGAAGAAAAGCCUCAAGAAAAUCAAGGAAGUUCAUGAGAAGAGCAGCUGUAAAAGCUCAAGUCAGAACAAGCUAAAGAAGGCUAAAUAAAGUUUUUGGCAGGAAUAAAAAUGAUAUAGAAGGUAUGAAGGACAUGAGCAAGAUCAAUCAGGACUCGAAACUUACGUUCCAAAACCCCAGAGCAUGGAGAGAAUUCUUAGAAGUCAGGAAAGAAGUCAAUGCUAUGAAUGAUAAGUUAUUCAUGUCUACAGAUAGUGUGCUGAACCCUAAAAGUGGAAACCUGAAAAACUCUAUCACAGGGAAAGACCUUCUAAAGAAAUCUUCCAGUAUCGAUAGUAGCGAUGGACUCUCAUUCAAGAACGGCAUUUUUAAUGAAAAGUCUACAAUAGAAAGGGUCAGGAUUAAAUCAAGUAAGGACUUGAAAUCAAUCACUCAAUCAAAGACUAACCAAGUGUGUCCAAAAUUUAAGCAAAAAGCUCAAACCACUAAAAGAAAAGACCCUAAGGCAUUCAUUGGAGAGUAUAAGGAGCAAGGAAAGAUCAGAAAGUAUAUGAAGAAAAAGAGGAAGAAGAUUAUGAAGGAAGAACUCAAGGAAAAAUUCACUGAUUUUAAAAAGCAAGUUAAAAUAUGCAACAACCUUCGAGCUCUAAAUAAAUUUACUCGGCUUCAGACCAAAAGAUUCGUAGGUUUCAAAGAUAGGAGUAAUUCAACCCAAAAUAAAAUUCAGACAAAUAGAAAGAAUUUUGGAGUUGUUCUUGACCCAGAAGCAAUCAGUUUCUGAAAAGAUAGGAAAAAGAACGCAGGUAUUUCUAGUCGAAAAAUCUCUACCUCUCAAGUGAAUGACCUCCGAGGCAACUUAAAGAGGCAGAAAAGACAAAGGAUGAAGUCUUCUACUUCAGCUUUUUCCACAAAAUUAUCGAAUGAAUUCUAUAUGGAGUACUAUAAAAUUCUGAAAUCUAUUAAAAAUCAGCAAUUGAAGAAGACUAUUGAUGCUCAAGAUGCUCCUUCUCCUCUAAGAAGGAGGUCCAAAUCAAAUAAGAGACGGAGACCCAAAGGACUUCGACCAAAAUCGGCUCCUGGGACUCGCCUCCUGACCAAGAUGAAGCAAGCUAGAAGAGGAACUAUAAAUGCUGAGAGGCUCAAUGUAUACAGGAACAAAAAUGGUUUGAUGAAAGGAACGUUAGACCUUAAGAGGCCCUUUAUCAAAACAAGAAAGAGCUUCUCGCCUCUCCGUAAUAAAAGGAAACUUAAAACUAAAUAAGAGGAGGUCUGGCAAGAAAUUGAUCAAGCAUAAGAUCUUUGAAGAAAGAAACACCAUCAACCCAAGAUUUUUGAAUUUUAAAUUUAAUAAUCAAAACGAUAUAUUUGCGUGAAAAAUCACGCUUUGUGAAGCAAGAGCUGCUUUCAAAAUCUACUGUCAUUGGAAGAUCAACAAGCUUCUUAAGAAGUAUAGCGAUGAGGGGAUCUUCCUCCCGAACUUUACUCUCAGGAACAGUAUCAAGGAUGAUGCUACUCCUGAUAAUCUCUUAGAUAGGAAGUCUGAUUUAGAAAUCUAUGAUGAUUUUAAAAAUUCCUCUAUUAAUUUUGAAAAAGACUUAAAGCAUGAUGAACAAGGCAGACAAGAAAAUAGCAGUUAUGACCCAAAUCUGGAUCCAGAGUCACUUGAAGAAUUCCAUAGUUCAAAGGAGGAGUUGAAAGAGUUUGACACUGCCAUAAAAGAGCCUCAUGAAGACAGCCAACUUCAGAGCUCAGACAAAGAAAGUGUCGAAAGUGAAAUGACCAAGAUUUAUAUCAAAUCUCCGAAAGAAGAAAUCAAAGAGCCUCCUUGAGAACUUGAAGAGCAGAAGGAAAUAACUAAAAAUACUAUGAAUCCAUUUGAGAUCACCCAGGAAAGUUUGGAUAUGAAGGAAAAGAUAGUUCAUUUGUCAACCAUUAAUACAAACGAUAAUAUCGAGAACGAAGAACAGCAUAAUUACUUAUCAGGAGAUAACAAUCUUGGAAUUCGGUCUAUCAACGGAGAAGAAGCUUUAAAAGCCUUAAAAGACCUAGCAGGGUCAGGAUCUCUGAUCGAAGUUAUUUCUAACAAGGAUGAUUCUGGGAGGAAUACAGAGAGAUCUGAUACCAAGAAGAAACUGUUCAAUGGGCCAGAUUCUUUACUUAGAGAUGUAAUCUCUCAUACUCCAAGAAGUUUUCAAAUAAAUUCAAAGGAGGAUACUACAAGUCCACAAUAUUUACUGAGUAGAGAGGACAAGGAUGAAGACAAUAGUGAUGCAGCUACUAAAAAGAGAGUUGAAAUAUCAGGCUAUGCUGGUGGACUAACACCAAUAUCUUCAACAUCUUCUCAAUUCUUUGAAAAUAAUAGUUCCUUCCAGAAAUUUAGCCUUCUACAGUUCAACAACAUGAUGGAAAGCAAAGAUUUUGGAGUUCUCUUGCAACUCAGAGAAAAGGCGAUUAGGUAUAGAGAAAAGACUGAAAAAUAAGAUAAUUGAUAAGAUGAUCAUGAGUCAAAAAUACUCCCCAAGGAUGCUUCAUCAGAGAAAAAUAGAACUUGAGAGAUGGGUAGCUAAAGAAAAGCAAGAAAUUAAAAACACAAAAACUCAUUUACUAGAGAAAUGGAACCAAACAAGAGCAGUACUCGAGCAGACAGAAGAGAACGCUCAAAUCCUUAAGCAACAAUUAGGAAGCAUUGAUUGAUCUAGAAGGGCAAGUCAUAAUUAUGCUAGUUCCAUCAGUCAGAACAAUAUAGAAUCAUUCAAUCUUCAGUCGUAUAGAGAAGAGACAAAGUCUAAUGAUCAUGAUGAGAUUGAUGAAGAUGAGGAAACAAAGGUUAUUAGAUUCUCUGAACCUAACAGACUACUCCAAUCAAACUCUGAUCUUCACAUAUCUGUCCUUACUCAUAACUCUUCCCUUCUCAAUCUCGAUGGGAAAGAUUUUGUAGUUUCUGCUUUGGAGAAAACUAAUCAAUUAAAGAUAUCUUCGUUAAUCCCAACAGAGACUAUAAUCGAUAGAAAGAAUCAUAGCGAAACCUUUUAUGCAGAAGGAUUAUAUAAAAAACUUCUUGAUGAUUCAGAAAAUCCUCAACAGUAUGAACAACCAGCUGAAGAAAAAGAAGAGUCUAAGGAAGAAGCUAAGCAGCCUAUAAAAGAGAAAACUCCACGAGAUAAUUUUGUUUUUGAGUACCACCACAACAAAAAUAACUCAGAAGAUACCAUGCCUGAAGUCCCACAAAUUAAGAAGCUAGAAGAACCUAGCAAUCAUGGGUCUCUCAAUGAUGUUGAUGAAACUGAAAGUGAGCAUAAGAAGAACCAAGAGAGCCAAGACAGUCAAAACCUUAAUGACAUCAGCAUUGAGAAAGUAGAAAACUUAGAUAUAGUGGAACUUCUAGGAAGCCAAGAGGAUAUAUCUGAGCCUGAAAGUUUUUCGAAACUAGAAAAUCAAUUCUCUGGUAUGAUUACGCAAGAAUUCCUCAGAGAUCUCAACCAAGAAAUUAGUCAGGAAGAUGAAAUUCUUGGUAAAAAUAGCCAGCAAUCUCUAGAAGGGACAGAUAAAGAAGAGUCUAAAGAUACUAUAAACUUUGAUAAAGAUUCUGAGAAAGAAUUUGAAGAAAGCAGCACAGAGAAAGAAAUCAGCAAUAUUGAUUCACCAGAAGAGCAAAGUAAAGAAGAAGUACCACAAAAAGUCUGUCAAAGUAUUGGAACUGAUCCUAUUGAAAAUAAUUAUCCAAAGAACUCUAAUGAGCUAUUUAAGAAGGAAGAUGAUAAGAAGAUUAUAAACCCAGAGAUAUUGUUGCCUCCUUCUCAAGUCGAGACAGAUACUUCCCCAAAGUUUGAGCCUCAAGUAACUGGAGCGUUUUCUCCUCAAAACAUGGCAGAUAAGCUCUUGAAAUCAUUGAAAAAGAAGGAUUGUGACGAAAUUCCUUCAAACGAUAUGCUAAUUUUUGAUGGUACUGAACAGAAUAUUUCUCUAAAUAUAGUUCAUCCAUCUAUGAAUAUUUCUAAACCACCAGAUCUACCAGAUGAGGAAGAAUGCGUACAAAUACAUCCUGUUAUUAGUGUGCACACAAAGCCUCGACAGGGGGUGCAGAAAGAAAGGAUAGUCAAUGACCUUCUCAACCAGUUGGUUAAUGAAAUAAAGGAAAAUAUGUUUCCUAAAAGAGAGACAAUUGAGCCUAUCUUAGAAGUGACAGAUACUUCAGCAUGAUACGAUCCAUUAAACAAAUCUCCAUUCUCUUGGUUCACGAACCAGCAGCUUGUCUCUAAACUUGCCUUUGAAAGCAAUGAAGGGAUCCCAAUGGACUUUGGAGUAAUAGACAACUACUUAAAGGACGUUAUUGAUGAAAUCCUUAAACAUGAGUCAGAUUUUAUAAACAACAUUCUGACUCCUAUCCAGAGAGAUCCUUUUGAAAUGCUGGGACUCCUGCAGACAUCAGAUAUUGGCAAUUAUAUUCAUUUUGAUACUUACGAUCCUGUCAUUCCUAUUCUUGGCUUAGAGAUCUAUCUCGAGAUCGAGAAAAUGAAACAAAUUGAAAGAAACGAGGAGCCAGAGUGCAAAUAGCUUAGGAGACGGAUUCCCUCUCUCAAUGAUAGAUGAAGUCAUGCAUAAAUAACCUUUUCGAUUGUAUAAAUGAAAGUCUAGAUCAGUUUAGACCCUAUGGAAAAGAAGGAGUGCCCAUGCCUUGGAGCACCAAAUUACGUAAGCUUCGUGAAGAUGAAAUUUUGGAAUUCAGCAAAAUGUUUGAAAUAGUAAAGCAAGACUUAUUCCGGUGGUGGUUCACAUCAGCAGGAACAAUGCCUAAACGAGAAUUUAUAAACGAAAACCAAUUCGACGAGAUAGGCUUUAACGAAGUAAGAGAAAAGAGACUAGCAAGUCUCCUCACCAACGACAUUCUCGAAGGAGACUACAAAUGGAUAAACUACGACUUCGAAGAGUCACAGGUAAAAAUCGACUUAUCAGAGAUGAUUCUAGAGCACCUUGUAUCAGAAACCGCAGAGGUUCUUAACAACAUCAGCCAUUAAUAAUUAAUUCAGCAACUACAAAG